CGCUUUAGGAAGUGGUUACACUUGGCCAAUUCCUGGAGUGACAGUAGAGUCGAGUCAUAAUUAAACCUAAUCCGCUAUACUGCGCUUUAGGAAGUGGUUUCACUUGGCCAAUUCCUAGGGUGACAGUAGAAGUGAGUCAGCUUCCAAGGACGAAAAUAGUUCAAGCAUCACUUGAAUAAAGAGGAGCAUCCUAUCUCUAUUGAAGAAUCUUUCGCCAAAGGCAACGAAGGUCGAGGCAAGGAACAUCAAUCCUCCUCCACUACAUUACUAUGAACAAAGGAUGCGUGACGAAUGGAGUAACAAGGACGCUGAUCCAGAAGAUCUGAAGCUACUACAAAUGUAUGGAAUUUACCCAACUUUAGAGGAGAUGGAGCAAGCUUUCAAAGUUAUCGAUGUAAUACGUCGGAUCAAGUCAGAACCUCCUAGGAGGUUCAAUGGUAGCUCCAAAGAUGAAGGGCCAAAGCAACUGCUAGAAAAUGCUCAUAUCAUCGAGGAGCACCCCGAAGUUGAUAAAAGACAUUUCAGUGAGAUGCAUGAAGGUUUUGGAGAAACGAAGGAGCACAAAUGGCUUAUGGAGCACGACGACUUUGUGGACCAUGGAGAGAAAGAAGAUCAUCUUAAUGCGAAUUCAUUAGACGAGGAAGAAGAUGGAUGAUUUCCCACUUCUCUACAUAUUUUGGCAAAACCGUCAUGAACUUGAUUGUACCAUCCGUGAAAACAUACCACUUGUCAAACUAACAUAACAAUAUAAACUGGUUUGCCAAGCUUCAUUCAUAUUGAUUAAUUAAGUCAAGGAUCAUAUGUAGGCUGAUUAAAAACUGAAAUCUGGCCCAAUCGACUCAUUUGAAUGAAAUUAGAAGUUAAAACUAAUCUCUAUCAUCAAUUCCGUGUAGGUCAGAAACAAUUAAAGAAGCUUCAAUCCUCUCGUUUUUGUUCAUCUAUUACAAACAACCCAAAACAGUUUCCCCAAUUCGUUUUCAGGUUUUGAUCUUGCAAAAGGGGAAAAGACGAAGCGCAAUGGCAGGAGCGGCAAACAAGUUCUUUGUUACCUCAAUGUUCAUAUGGAUGGCUCCGAUUGCUGUCCUUUUCGCCUUCAACCACGAUUUGCUUCCCGGUAAAUCCGCUUCUCUCUCUUUAUUUCGUUUGCGCCAAAAGUCCACUGGUUCUCGUAGCAAUAUUUACGCUUCACCCGCGACUUCCAAUCCAGAGGGUGUCAUGAAAUGAUUAGAAGAAGGAGAAGAAGAGAUUAUUAACUAUCGUCAGGAAUAUUGGCGUGAUCCAAUUUUACUCCCUGCCUCUUUGAUUUCCUACUCCUACUGGUUUGAGAUCGAAAUGGAUCUUUCGUGAUCCGACCUCGUUGGUUUGGUGAACGAACAAUGGGAGUGGAAAUGUGUUUUUGGUUUGAACACAGUAGACAGCGAUAAUCCGCUUGGAUUCCGCCGAACUGAAAUUUAAUAGAGUCUGGUUUGUUGUUCGAGUGGGAGGUCAUGAGUGUGCUGCUUUAAAAGGGUUAAAAUUAGGUGCCUAAUAUGGAAAUCAGGUUCAAGUAGCUAGUUGAUUGUUCCUGUCAUCUUCUCGUCAUGAUGAACACAGAAAGUGUCCUUUUGGCUGCUUAAUAGUUUUCACCUCUGUUCCCUUGUUUAGUCUUUAUAGAAAAAAAGGAAUGCAUCCCUGUAUUGAUCUACAGAUCUGUCCUUUGAUUAUCAACUUUUAAUGUACUUGGUCGCUUCUCUGUUUGGAAUGUCUCGUCGUGUUUCUUGCAUGAAUCUAGUACAAAAAUUCGUGUAUUCUGAGCCAGUACAUGUGAUAGGUUGCAAUAUUACAUUCGUAUAGCUCAAAAGUUGAUUACACUCAUCCUUACCAUCCACGUAUAAAGCAGAUGAUUUCUUACAGGUACAUGGCUAUGAAACAAGGUAGCUUCUGUCCUUACCAAAAUAACGUACAUGUAGUUUGCUGCUACUUCGUUUCCUGGCAUAUAGGUUGAGACAAGAGUAAGGAAGCCGUGGUGAAAUCUGUCCAUCUUGUGGCCUGAUUUCAUUGUUGAACAAUCAAUCUAAGCUCUCUUAUUGACAAGAUGUGAUGUGUCCCGUGACAAACCUACCCAAGCAAAACCAUAUAUGCCUAAACCUACAAGUGUGGUUGAGCUGAAACCAUCACUAGAAUGAUGGAAAAGAGUCUGGGUGUCUCUACUGCGAGACAAAGAAAAAACUCAUUUCUAUGUUAGGGAGAAGAAAGCUUUGGUUCUGAAAGCCAGAUUGGCAACAUAGUGCUCUCUAGCUAGCUAAAUUUUGUGGUUUUGACUUGUGUAUAUAUUGAUUGUUGGAUCCUGUACAGGGUUGAGCCAAUUAUCACCGCAUACUCUAACCUUGCUAAGCGGAUUGGUGGCCGUGGUGUCAGUCAAUAUAGUUAUGGGAUUCUAUAUCUAUAUCGCAGUGAAGGACAAGCACGAACCAACCUCUGCAGCUGAGGCCAAAGCUAAUUUGACCAAACUAAACAAAGGUAAAACAGCUUCAAGGGCGUCCAAGAAAGACUAGUAGAUAUUCAGCCCUCUAGCUAACACAAUGAAUACAGUGGAUGUUGUUGAAUGCUCUGUUGGUAUUCUUUUCGAGCCGACUAUAAUCAGUUCUGAGCUCUGUUUUUCUAUAAUGUAUCUACGCAGUGCACCACGAUUGCACUCGAUUUGUUGUAACUUGUCUUCUUUUUUUUGAUUGAGUUGUAACUUGUCUUCCUAUAUCAACGUUGGAAUCAAUAUCAGCUUCUUUUUAUCGUUUCUUUAUGAGUUAAUACUCUAGUUUGGUCCGAAGUUUAACAUAAGUGUCAAUUCUGAUUCCAUUAUUAGUUCAAUAUCAACUUCUUUUUACCAACGACCCUCCCCCUCUACUCCGCCACCAUUCCUGAAAUGUCUUCGAUCCGUCUGACCUAGGGGUGUUCAAACGGUGUGGUUAUUGUGAUAAACAUUUUAACCGGUA
Messenger RNA from Linum trigynum, 2969 nucleotides. The record is from the annotation of a GenBank genome assembly. NCBI's taxonomy places the organism in Eukaryota, Viridiplantae, Streptophyta, Magnoliopsida, Malpighiales, Linaceae.